UCUGACCACAAAAUUCACAAAGAGGAUGAUAACAUUACCACCAAGAAACCAAACACAGCCCAACACCAACAAAAAUUUCACGAUGACCAAAUUUCAUGUGGUUUUCAUCUCAACCCCUGGCAUCGGAAACCUAGUCCCACUCGUCGAGUUCGCUCAGCUCCUAGGCAAUCAUGACCGUCGGUUCCACGCCACCAUCCUCAUCAUCAACAUGUCCCAACGGCCCAUUGUCAAAACCUACAUCCAAUCUCGCGCUGCCACGUGCACGAACAUCAGCUUCCUCCACCUGCCUGCGGUGGACCCGCCCUCCCCUGAUCAGUACCGGUCCUCGAUGGGCUACAUAUCCCUGCUCAUACAAAACCACAAAACCCACGUGAAGAAUGCCCUCACCAACCUCGUGUCGCCCGAGUCAGACGAGUUUAACCCGGGCCGAGUUGCUGGGCUAUUCGUGGACAUGUUUUGUACAUCCAUGAUUGAUGUUGCUAACGAGCUUGACAUUCCUUGUUACCUCUUUUUCGCUUCCCCAGCAACAUUUCUCAGCUUCAUGCUUCACCUUCCUACCUUGGAUGCCCAAAUCCCCACUGAGUUUGGUGACUCGGACACCGAGUUGAGCAUACCGGGUUUCGCUAACUCGGUGCCCCCACUCGUUUUGCCUACAGCGGUGCUGAAUAAGAAGGGGGAUGCGUACUAUUGGUAUUUAUCCCAUGCACGAAGGUACACCGAAACAAAAGGUAUUGUCGUGAAUACGUUUGAGGAAUUGGAGCCACAUGCUCUUAGUUCAUUGGCUAUGAGUCCGAUGCCGCGGGUUUACCCGAUUGGGCCAGUUCUUGAUCUUAACGGGCCGGCCCAAUGGCAUGACCCAACCCGGUAUGAAAUAGUCAUGAGAUGGCUCGAUGACCAGCCCACAUCAUCGGUCGUGUUGUUAAGCUUUGGAAGCAUGGGGAGUCUUAGCGGGCCCCAAGUGAGGGAAAUAGCGUUCGGGCUUGAACGGGCCGGGUUUCGAUUCAUAUGGGCCUUGCGUGACCCGCCCAAGUCCCAACUGGACCUCCCGAGCGACCCGGCGAGCGUGGACGACGUAUUGCCAAAUGGGUUCUUGGAACGGACUUGUAAGUUGGGCUUGGUUUUUGGGCUGGUCCCACAAGCGAAGAUUUUGGCCCACCCAGCAAUCGGAGGGUUCGUGUCGCAUUGCGGUUGGAACUCGAUCUUGGAGAGCUUAUGGUACGGUGUACCGAUUGCCACGUGGCCGAUUUACGCAGAACAACAAAUGAACGCCUUUGAGAUGGUGAAGGAAUUGGGAUUGGCAAUUGAGAUUAGGUUGGAUUACAGGGAGGGUAGUGAUUUGGUGCUGGCGGAGGAGGUGGAGAGGAGCAUAAAGCACUUGAUGAACGGUGGUGAUGUGGUGAGGGCUAGGGUGAAGGAGAUGAGAGAGAAGAGUAGGAUGGUUUUGUUGGAGAAUGGAUCUUCAUACCAAGCGUUAGGGGCUUUAACUGAGAAAUUAGUGCCUAAGAUAUGAGCCCACCAGUCAAGCCCAAACGCUUUAGACCCAAACAGCAAAAUAUGAAAUAUUUCUCGGUCGGUCAUUAUUUCUGAGAAAAGAGGAAACUUGGAUGUGGAGGGAAAAGAAAGGAGAAGAAAAUGCCGGUGGCAAGACCUGAAACAUCUGAUUCCAGAGUCAUUGCUCAUGUAGACAUGGACUGCUUCUACGUUCAAGUGGAGCAAAGGAAACAACCAGAUUUAAGGGGCUUACCAACAGCAGUGGUACAGUAUAACGCAUGGAAAGGUGGGGCCUUGAUUGCUGUCAGCUAUGAGGCCCGAAAAUGUGGUGUUAAACGAUCGAUGAGAGGUGCUGAGUCAAAGCAAGUCUGCCCGCAAAUUCAGUUGGUCCAAGUCCCAGUAGCACGUGGUAAAGCUGACCUGAGCACAUACCGCAAUGCGGGCUCAGAGGUGGUUUCUAUUUUGUCAAGGAAGGGUCGAUGUGAGAGGGCUUCAAUUGACGAAGUGUAUCUUGACCUUACCGAUGCAGCAGAAACAAUGUUAGCUGAAGCUCCUCCAGAAAUCUUGGAAGUAAUUGAUGAGGAAGUUCUCAAGUCCCAUGUUUUGGGGCUCAAUAGUGAGGACGGCAGUGAUGCCAAAGAAAGUGUGAGAAAAUGGCUUUGCAGGAAUGAUGCUGAUCGCCGUGAUAAACUAUUAGCUUGUGGGGCAUUCAUUAUUGCAGAACUUAGGUUGCAAGUGUUGAAGGAGACAGAAUUUACCUGUUCUGCUGGCAUUGCUCAUAAUAAGAUACUGGCCAAACUUGCAAGUGGUAUGAAUAAACCUGCGCAACAAACUGUUGUUCCAUUCUCAUCUGUGAAAGGAUUGCUAGGGUCCUUGCCAAUUAAGAAAAUGAAACAGCUAGGAGGAAAACUGGGGGAUUCGUUACAAAGUGACCUGGGUGUUAACACUGUUGGUGAUCUAUUGCAGUUUUCAGAGGAAAAGCUACAAGAACGUUAUGGAGUCAAUACUGGUACCUGGUUAUGGAACAUUGCUAGAGGGAUAAGUGGGGAUGAAGUUGAGGGGCGCCUUCUUCCAAAGAGCCAUGGUUCUGGGAAGACAUUUCCUGGACCUCAGGCUUUGAAGACGAUUGCUUCUGUUCAACGUUGGCUCCAUGAACUUUGUGAGGAAUUAAGUGAACGCCUUCAAUUGGACUUGGACCAAAACAAAAGGAUUGCUCACACACUAGUGUUGCAUGCUACUGCAUACAAAGUCAGUGAUUCAGAUUCACACAAGAAGUUUCCUUCGAAGUCUUGUCCCCUAAGGUAUGGGACUGCCAAGAUACAAGAAGAUGCUCUUAGUCUUUUUCAAGCUGCAUUACGAGAAUACUUGGGUUCGUACACAGCCAAAAUUCAAGGAAGUCAGAACAACCAUUGGGGAAUAACAUCUCUUUCUGUUUCAGCUAGUAAAAUUGUUCCCAUACCAUCUGGAACAGCUUCAAUCACUAAAUACUUUCAUGGCCAUCCAUCCUGCUCUUCGACAAAGCAAUCACAGAAUAACCUCGUUGAAGAAGGUACUCCUGUGCCACCUUCAGGCAAUGAAAGCUACUCGGAGGUGAAUGUAACGAAGCCACAGAUUGAGUUCCCUGGUGAAGAAACCAUGAUCAAGUAUGCUGAGACUAGUUCUGAUCAACUGGAAGACAAAAUAGAUUUGUUGAAUGAUCAGAAUCCAUGUUGCUCUUCAAAAAAUCAGGCACGUGAUGAAUUCACCCAGGAAACUGUACCGGUAUCAACCUCAGGAAGCGAACACUGCUCAGGAAUGAAUCAAAACCAACCGAUGAAAAAUUAUUCCGGGGAAGAACCUUACGUUAAACUUUCCAUGCCUAGUCUCAAUAGACAGGAGCAGAAAAGAAAAGCAGUGAAAGACAAGGGAACGUGCUCAAUAUUAAGAUUCUUUAAGAAUCAAGAUCCAUCUUGUGCUCCACAAAAGCUAGAACAUGUUGAAAAUAUUGAAGAUGUCAAAGCACCACCACUAUCUCCUGGUAUUCAGUCUCGAAGUAAUAAUUGUUUGGAUCAUAAUCGAUCCGAGUUGCCAAAAGAAAGACCUUCUGAAGACGCUGGGAAUUCUAAUGUCUGUGGUUCAUUUCAAAUUGAACAAAGAAGGGGAGGAGCAUGGAGUUACAAUAUUGAUGAAAUUGACCCCUCAGUCAUUGACGAGUUACCACCAGAAAUUCAACAAGAAGUUCGUGCCUGGAUCAGGCCUCACAAGCGGCAUAACACGGUGAAACGGGGUUCUAGCAUUGCUCAUUAUUUCUUACCAACCAAGAACACAUAGCAAAUGAUAAGCUCUUGGGAGUGCCUUGUGUGUGUAUAUAUAUAUUUAUAUGUAUUAUAGUGCAGUUGUAACUUUGUAUCAUUCCUUGCGCCACAUCAGUUGCAGAAUCAAAACGCCUGCAUGAGCUGUAUGUUGUGGUGGAACUGAGCAAAGUGUAUUUGCAUUUGAGUUAUUUAUUACAAUAAGUUAUAACGUUGAUGCUUCUCUGAAACCAA
Molecule: messenger RNA, 4016 nt
Organism: Prunus mume (Japanese apricot)
Lineage: Eukaryota; Viridiplantae; Streptophyta; Magnoliopsida; Rosales; Rosaceae
Gene: POLH
Product: Y-family DNA polymerase H
Biological process (GO): response to radiation; error-prone translesion synthesis
Cellular component (GO): site of double-strand break; nucleus; replication fork
Molecular function (GO): DNA-directed DNA polymerase activity; damaged DNA binding
Source: RefSeq, a predicted model, not a curated record